AUGUUUGAAAAAAUUAAACCCGAUGUUGAUGUGUUUAUUGAGAAGAAUCGUAAAGAACGAUGUGAACGUCCGGAUGAUCUGCUACGUGCAAUCAAACAUCUUUGCUUCCGAUUUUCUCCCAAGGACGACCAGGAGCGUUUCGAAGUUCUGGUGCGUCGUGUUAUGUACUCUAUCGAGUCGGCAAAACCUGAGACAUCCUAUUUAGCUUUGGCUUUACGCAAAGCCACGUUGGUCGAGUGGAUUAGAGUAACCAAGUGGAUUUUUUCCACCAUUUUGCACUUCCUGGCCGACUUGGACGUGAGUACUUGUAUUUAA
Molecule: messenger RNA, 315 nt
Organism: Echinostoma caproni
Lineage: Eukaryota; Metazoa; Platyhelminthes; Trematoda; Plagiorchiida; Echinostomatidae
Source: the annotation of a GenBank genome assembly